AUGGCUGCAUCAAUCAGAGACAAACCAUUGCCAACAUUUGAGCGGACUGGUGUUUUGAAAUUAUAUGGUGAUAGUUCAUUGUGGUUGAAGAAAUUGCGACGUGAAAUACGAGAGAAAGGCCUCCCAACUGACGAAAAUUUUCUUUUUCUCGCCAUAUCGCUCUUGUUGACACGAGAUCCUUGGGAUUUGGCACAACAGCUUCUUCUUCAACAACCAGGAAUGAAGGAAAUCUUUGAGAAAGCGACCGCCAAGAAGGAACUCACGCACUCUGAAUUCACGCAUCUCACCAAGACAAUCUCGGCUUGCUUUCCCGCAAAACGCGUCCCAUCAAAUCUUCGGCAACAACUUAUAGAAAUGACCCCGAUGGACCAAGUCUAUGACCUCCACCAAUACGCUGACGGACGACUAGGCGCAUAUUACCAGCGCGCCCUCCGUUUGCGGAAUGAACUACCAUUGACAACAUCCGCCGCCGCCCAACAACUCGUGAUCUAUUUCAUAGAAGGUCUUUCGGAUCCCGUCCUCGCUUCUUUAGCUUUUCAAAUUCAGGAUCGGGAGCAAGGAAACGGAGGCACAAGUACGUUGGAGGAAGUGAGAGCAUGGAUUUCGCAGGCCGAGGAGAUCAAGAAAGAAAGAACCAGAUUGAUGGCAUAUGCAAAAAUGGGAAUCAAGGAACAUGAGCAAAAUUUGGUGAACAUGUGGUACAAGAAACCUGCGGAAGAAGGUAGGGGGAAUUACCGAGUGUCUGGUCAAGUCGCUAAACUUAUUCUUAGGGGGCAAAUAUGCCAAGUAUUUCGGUUCUGGAACGAAGUUUUUCGCAAAGUUGAAGGAGAAGAUGGAGGAUUUUCGGGCAAGGGGUGUAUGA
This is a messenger RNA of Hymenoscyphus albidus, 862 nucleotides long. The record is from the annotation of a GenBank genome assembly. Lineage: Eukaryota; Fungi; Ascomycota; Leotiomycetes; Helotiales; Helotiaceae.